UCGCGCGACCUUAAACCGCACGGACCGCACCGUACCCUCCGAUCGAGUAGCCUCCCUGCUAUAGAGCCGAAGUUCUCGAGUGCGGUGGAGGAUUUGGGCGGCCGUCCUUGGCUUCUCCGUCGUCAGGCGAUUCCAAGUCUGAGGAGGAGAGUUUGGUCCGGGAAUCGUCCGGAGCACGCCGCCAGGGAAUAGGAAGUAACCCUAAGGUUUUUGGAGCAAUAUGAUGCUCAAUGCUGCUUUUCUGCGAUCAGACGGCUUCAACUUUCUGCAUGUGAAACAGUAUUUUUCUCUCAAACACGUUCAUCCCAUCUGUGCUCCAGCAAGAACUCUUAAAUUUAGGAGUCCUUGUAUAGCUUAUCAAGGCAAGGCAUUUCCUCCUCUUAGAGGUUCCCUGCCCUUUAGCCCACUUCUACAUGGACAACAUGGAGAUGCACUUAAGUUGUCCUUAUCAGCGGACGGCGGUAGCAGCAGGGCAAGAUCUGCAGUAGUUUCCAGGGCAUCAAAGGCUCCUGCUCUCUUCACUUAUCCUCCCAUGACCACCAAGCCCAACUGGUGGUGGAGAACCUUGGCCUGCACUCCAUAUCUCCUACCUCUUCACUUGAUGUGGCUGCAUGCCGUCACAGCAUACCAUCUCCAACGCCUACUGGAAAACUGGGAUUUCCUAGUGAAUCCUUUUAUCGACACGAUCACAUUGAUGCCAAAUUGGUUUAUGAUGGUGCUCAUAUUUGCUGCUUAUUAUCUCGUUGUGAGGCGAAAAGAAUGGCCUCAUUUUUUGCGGUUUCAUGUUAUCAUGGCCAUGCUACUGGAGAAUGGAUACCAAGCGAUAGCCAUUGCCUGCACUUGGCUUCCGAACACAUUCUACCGUGGUAAGCUAGGGGCGACCUUCUGGCUUGCAGUUACGUUUAUGCAGUUGUACACUGUGGUGGAAUGUAUGAGAUCUGCACUCAGCGGCAUGUAUGCCGAUGUGCCUCUUGUCUCAGACACGGCAUAUCUUCAUUCCGAUCUAAAAUUGUUUUAAACUUAUUUCAAUUAAGUGUUCUCACCUAGACAAAAACCACUUUUUGAGAUAGAACUUUUGAUUCUGUCUUGUGAUUUCCGUUGGUAUAAUCUAAAGACUAAUAAUUGGCAGCUGUUAGCUGUACAAUUUUGGUAUU
Zingiber officinale is the source of this 1154-nucleotide messenger RNA. Its product is annotated as protein TIC 20-I, chloroplastic-like. The transcript has 3 exons. NCBI's taxonomy places the organism in Eukaryota, Viridiplantae, Streptophyta, Magnoliopsida, Zingiberales, Zingiberaceae. The coding region runs from base 221 to 1018 and encodes 265 amino acids. The record is from RefSeq and is a predicted model, not a curated record.